AGGGGGUGGGGGAGAUUUAUAGUCAGCUACUUAAUGUGUUGUGCUUCAGUGAAACAUAAAACCAUUUGAUACAACUGUAUUUCUAAUGAAAUGGGUGUUGCAGACUGAUCUGGCAACCGAGAGUCCCGGGGCAGGUCCUGCCAGUGCGUCGCCGAGAGUCCGGAGGCUGAGGUUUGCGUGGACAUUUCUGGGAAAGUCUUCAAAGCUCAGUUGUCGCCGAGGACAACCUCGGAAGAGAUUCAGCACAGGGUUCUUGCAUUUCGUCGGUGGGUCCUCCGUCCUGCGCCCAGAAGUUCUACCCAGGAUUAUGUGGAUGGGGUAAACUAUUGGGAUGUAAACGUGAGUGUACUUUGGAGAUGUGAUGUGGUCCAAAACUUUUCGCCGAAAUACUUUAUUCAUUUUCUCUCGGGGCUGAGGAAUUAUCUCCAAGUCUUGGAUGUCUGUAUAACAGAGAUGAUACUUUUCUGAUCCUCUGGGAUUGUACUUGAAAACGGAAGAGUAGCUGACUGAGAUGAAAUUCUGGAUAUAACUGUUAACGCACAACAAACGCUUCUCUUAUUCGACUUAUCUCUCAAAUAAAGAGCAGAUAGUGAAGUGGAUUUCCUCCGCAGAAGGCAUGCUCUGAAAUACAUCAGUGGCAGCUAUUACGUGCCUAUUCUGCACACUGUAUGUCUUCAUCUGGAAUUAAUUGAUUAACAAAUUCAAAUGCACUAAAGACGCGCCAGGACCGCGGCUCCACCACUGGAUCUGUAUUUUUCCCUCAGUGCGUGUUUAGCCUACUUUAUCUGACAUCUCGCCAGAAUGCGGAGGGCUUUUGUACUCAGUUUAGCUCUGGUAUAUCUGUUAACCUGGACAGGUGAAGCCGACAAACUGACUCACAUAAAGCGGGUACAGUUGCACAGACGCGCAAGACUCGGACGUAUCCAGCUGGGCACCACGGACAAAGAGCGCCUGGGCGGGCGUGUGCGCCCUGGUUUUGGUUCCGCAAUCUCGGUGCACGGCUAUGGGAAGGGGGGACAUGUGCAGGCCGACGAGGGUGUCCAGUUUUCCGCCAGGACAGUUACUGUACAGGGCAAGAGAGCGGAAGGUCAGAGUCUAGUGCCAAGCAGAGGAGUGUCCGGACAGAUUGGCUUGCCCCGGCAGCCGGACAUGCUGCAAGAUGAGGGCACCCCAGGAGCGAGAGCUAGGGUCACCCGGAUGCCCAGCAGCGCCGGGUCACCAAAUCUGCUGGCCAGUUUCGCAGGAAAAAACCGCGUGCUGGUCAUCACAGCGCCUCAUGACUCAGAUGGCUAUUACCGACUCAUGAUGUCGCUAUUGAAACCAGAUGUGUACUGCGAGCUGGCCGAGAGACAUGUCCACCAGAUCGUCAUGUUUCAUCAGGAGGGAGAGAUGGGGGGCAAGGUGAGGAGGAUCACCACGGAGGGGAAGGUGAUGGAGGAGCCGCUGGACACAGCACUCAUUCCCAGACUCAUGAGCUUCCUCAAAAUGGAGAAAGGUAAGUUUGGGAUGGUGCUGCUGAAGAAGACCCUGCAGGUGGAAGAGAGGUACCCCUACCCUGUGAGGCUGGAGGCCAUGUAUGAGGUCAUAGACCAGUCACCCAUGAGGAAGCUGGAGAAGCUGAGACAGAAAGGUUUCAUCCAGAAGUGCAAAGGAGCAGGUGUGGAGGGUCAAGUGGAGGAGGGCACGCUCACAGUAGAUACACCAGUAGAAAGAAGACCAGGGAAGAAGAUCCCAAGGAAGCCCACAACAACAACCACAGCUGCCACAACCACCACCACAACAGCAACUACACGACCAGCCACAACAAUUACCACCACCACCACCACAACCACAACCAGAGCAACAACAACCACAACUAAAGCAACAACAACCACCAAACCUACAACUACCACCACGAGAAGAACCACCACAACCACCACAAAACGACCCACCACCACCACCACCACUACCACAACCCAGAGACCAACCAGAGCCCACACCACAGCCCUGUGGCUCCCAGCCCCAAGAACCACUGCUGAUCCAUCCUACUACAACCGCAGAGAGAGGGAGAGGUACCUGGCUAAAACCACCCCGGCUGGAGAUAACCGCACUGACAAGGACAACAGAGAUCCACACAGCCGUAAACUGGUACCUGCUACACAUAAACCCUCCAGGAUCAAACCCGCCAGGAAGAAGAAUGGAGGAGAGCAGGUGUUAACUAAUGAGUACAAGGACAAGUAUGAACCCAGCAAGCCAACAGUCAGUGAUCCCGAGGAGACAGAAACCUUCACCGACACCAAUCCCACCAAGAAGGUCAAGAGCAAGCAUGAGAAGCUUGAUAAGAAGAAGAAAAAGAAUGACAAAGCUGCCAAGAAAGCAGACAGGAGAGGAGGAAAGGCAGGGAAAGACGGGAAGAUCGGGGGAAAGAAAAAUGGAAAGAAGCUGUUGAAGUACCCAGUGAAAGAGGACUACCCGAAGCCCACUAAGAAGCCAACGCCCCCUCCAAAGGGAUCUCUGGCCUCCUUCCUGGACUACUUUGAGAACAGGAGGCGGCUGCUGCUGAUUACGUCCCCCAGUGAGGAGAACAGUAUGUAUGUUCAGCAGAGGGAUGAGUACCUGGAGUCUGUGUGUGAAAUGGCUAUCAGGAAAGUCUCCAUUAUCACCAUAUUUGGCUCCCUGACCAACUCCACCAUGAAAAUUGACCAUUACCAGCUGGAAAAUGACAAGCCCAUGAAGGGUCUCCGUCAGGAGGACCUUGUAAACCAGGAACUGAUCACAGAGCUGAGGAAAGAGUUUAGCAUGACACAUGAUGACUUCUACAUGGUCCUCACUGAUACUGACAUCAGAGUCAAGCAAUCCUAUGAGGUUCCCAUUGCCAUGAAGGCUGUAUUUGACUACAUUGACACCUUCUCCUCCCGCAUCCGAGAGAUGGAGCAGCAGAAGAGAGAUGGGGUUGUUUGCAAGAAAGAGGAUAAGCCCAGAUCGUUGGAGAACUUCCUCUCCAGGUUCCGUUGGAGACGCCGCCUGUUCAUCAUCUCUGCCCCCAACGACGAGGAGUGGGCCUAUCAGCAGCAGCUGUAUGCCCUGACCAGCCAGGCCUGCAACCUUGGUCUGAGACACAUCGCCAUUCUGAAGUUGGUCGGCACAGAACCGCCGGAUAUGGGUGGAGUCUUGGAACUCUAUCCUAUCAAUGGGAGCGCUACUGUGGAACGUGAAGGGUUGUCAGCCACUCUGGUGAAGGACAUGAGGAACUACUUCCAGAUCAGCCCAGAAUACUUCUCCAUGCUGCUGGUAGGAAAGGAUGGCAACGUUAAGUCCUGGUACCCUUCACCCAUGUGGUCCAUGGCUAUUAUCUAUGACCUGGUAGACUCUAUGCAGCUACGUAGACAGGAGAUGGCCAUCCAGCAGUCACUGGGUAUGCGCUGCCCUGAGGACGAGUAUGGUGGCUAUGGUUACCAUCAGCAUGGAUACGAACAUGGUUACCAAGACGGCUAUCACCAGGGUUAUGGUUACUAACUUCUCCCUCUGCCUUGCAGCUGCUGCUUGGCACUAUGGGCCCUCUGCCUUUUAUCCACAACCUUUUUUUCUUUCCUACCCAUCCUCCAGCAGGCAGUCAGAUGGCUGACAUGAAAUGAGCUCCUUGAAUGUUUUGUAGCACUUAGUGAAAGCCUCAAAUCUAUCGCUUUCACCAAUCCAGUUCUUUGGAGAUAUAUAUGUAUGUGUGUGUGUGUGUGUGUGUGUCUAUACACACACACACACACACACACACACACACUCACACAAACACACAAAUAUAUAUAGCAUAGUAUGCUGCAAGUAAUGGCAAUUCGCCAGCAGCUUUAAUCAGAGCAGGUUAAUGGAUGUGUGAUGUGUAGAUGAGCCUGGGGGUUCAGGGAUCUGUUGUGUCUUAGUUUAUGUUUCAUGGAUUUGUCAUUUCUGACUUCAAACAAAGAGUGUUUUGCACGCUAUCUGUCUCCUUCUCUUAUCUUUCAGGUCGAACUUACAUAUUCAUGUUAUCAGCACAGACCUUUAUUUUGUAGAUAAUGGGCUAAAAUAAGGCAUAUAUGUAUUUAUUGGACAUCUGUUGCAUUUGAGGUGCAGUUAUUAGGAGAAGAAGCUGUUACAUUAUUUCUCUUUUGUAAAGUUUGUGUUGCUACACAAUGUUGUUAUUUAUACUCUAUUGUGCUACAUGACAAAUAAACAUUUGUUUACUAC
Molecule: messenger RNA, 4194 nt
Organism: Chelmon rostratus (copperband butterflyfish)
Lineage: Eukaryota; Metazoa; Chordata; Actinopteri; Chaetodontiformes; Chaetodontidae
Gene: ccdc80
Product: coiled-coil domain containing 80
Exons: 10
Coding region: 802-3495 (897 amino acids)
Source: RefSeq, a predicted model, not a curated record